Molecule: messenger RNA, 1761 nt
Organism: Trypanosoma grayi
Lineage: Eukaryota; Euglenozoa; Kinetoplastea; Trypanosomatida; Trypanosomatidae
Product: putative UDP-Gal or UDP-GlcNAc-dependent glycosyltransferase
Exons: 1
Coding region: 1-1761 (586 amino acids)
Source: RefSeq, a predicted model, not a curated record
AUGCGCAAAAAUCCGUACCUGGCGCAUUACUUCGGCACUGCAUUAGACUCCAGCGUCGAGGAGGAAAGGGGAUGCGCGAGGAAAAAUUUCUCUAUAUUUCCAAAUUCGGCGCACAUGACACAGCGAGUUUUCUGUCCAUCAUCGCAAGCGUCGCGUAGGUCGGAGCAGGCGAAUGCUCCCUGUACACCCGUCUGCACACCACCCUCGAAUGGUACACCCGGUUGCCGAAUAUCGGGGGUGGUUACAGGCAAUGGGUUCCCGUCGUCACCGCCCGACGGCGUGAGGGAACUUCCGCCCCUUUCCCCCGCUUGCUCGCUGCGCCCCACGCCUGUGGAAGGGCACCCGGGGUGGUUAACAUUAUCGCACAGCGACGUGCCAGCAGCACGCGCGGACCCCCCGACUAAUAGUACACCCAAAAGCCCGAAGCAAGCGAGGCACUCGAUGAUGAAUGGAGAGGCACCUGCCUGGGACUCAAUGCUUGUGAAGUCCCGUGCCGCUAUAGCGCAGGCGAAGCAGCUGCUAGAUGGUGAAAAGCCUCAGACACCUUUAGGAAUAGACACUUCGUCACACCCGAAUUUACCGUUGUCGCAGUGGGUGUCACUCGACGCCCCAAAUGGAUUUUUGGAUGCUACUUCACUCAAAGCGGAGAGCGUUUCGGUAGAAUCGACACCGGUAGUGGCAACACAGGAGCAGAAGCAGCCAGAAAAAGAGGAUGUAAAUGUGAUGCCGAGUCCCAUUUCCUCCGUCCCACCUAGUUCUGUUGAUCACACCCACGCCAAUGUCUCCACCUUGCAGCAGCAGCUCACGUCAACUCCAAUCAGCUCGGUGCCACCGCGGCAGCCGGCGGUCGAGGCGCGACACGCGGAAGAUGAUGAGAAUGUCAUUCUAAGCCCCACAUCAUCCGGCGUCCCGCGAAGCUCUCUCGAGCGUUCCCUUCCGGACGUGCCCGCCCUGCGGCCGGCUGCGUCGGCGUCAUUGGAGACGAGGUGCAUCGUGCUUACGCUGAACCCAAAUGCAGCGACGUGUGCGGCGAAGCGGUUGACGAGGCGGCCGCCGUAUGCAACUGCAAUGCUUCAUAGAAACCACCGCGCAGCGACAAGGGAGGAGGAGGUGCGUAUGCUGCAGCAGGAGCAGGAGCAGCAGACAGCUCCCAUUGUAGUUUCCACUGUGACACCCACGUCAGAACCGCGCACUGGACGCAAACGGUCCAAGUCCACGGAUAGGAAGCCGAAGGAGAGCGUCAUCUCAGUCGACUCCCUCUACGGUAUCCUUGAGAGACUAGCUUAUGUUGUGCAUCCGCGGCCUUUGGGCGACUCAGUUGGUUCCAAUAGUAAGAAGGCAGGCCUAGAUGUGUCGAAUGACCGCCACCGAAGCCUCCAUGCCUCAAUAGAGACCCAGCACGAGGGUGGGGUGCAGCGCAGGGGACGUUCUGUGGGGCAACCCGUUCCAGCGCCGCAAGUCCUGAUGGGGAGUGCCCCUCGACUGGACGCAAACGAAACCCUCUUGAAUAGCCACCGCGAUUCACUGAACGCUGCAACGUUGUCAACCUCGCAACUCCCGGAGGUUGGCGUCAGCUUGCACGGUGCUGUACAUCAGCGGACGUCGGGCUCAAGGCGGUCGAGCGUCAACCGCGCACCGAGGAUGCCGGGGUACGCGAUGCCUACAGAGUGUUGGCUUUACAAGGGGGCAGAGGUCGGUGAUGCGCACGUUGACACAAGUCGCAAUUUAGACGGAACCAGGGUGAAAGCAACGUCACGCUGA